UGCCUUCAGGGAAUUGUGUAUGUUCUAUAUUCAACUUUGUAAUCUUUCUAGUAGACAUUUGGAAUGUUAUAAAAUUGAGUUACUCGAUAUUCUGAUAAUAUAUAGCAAUUUAUCUGCGUGUUUUCCAAUUAAAUGCCUCGAGAGUCGGAGUAUCUGAUCGGGCGUCAACAGUCGCAUCGACGUUAUAAUUUUUUUGUGCAUUGCCAUGAACGCCACAGAAGAAAAUGGCGGCUCCCAGUGGCAGGAUGGCGAGUCGGCCGCUGCUGCAUUAUCUGUCUUGUGCUGUUCGUCAGUUUACCAACAAUAGCUGCCUUCGCGGGUUGAGUUUACAGACCAAAAUAACGACGGAAGGGCUGCGCUCUCCGUGGACACUGAUGGCCGCGGUGUGUUUGCAGAGGCUGCCGGUCAUCUCGGUUGACCCGAGCCCCAUGGAGCAGCGGUUUGGACGCAUGUUACAGGAGAUGGAGCUGGAGAAAAGCAUCCUGUCGGACCACGAGCUGAGGCUGCACGAGGACGCGGAGAGAUUGCGUCGCAAGCAGUCGGAUGGCUACAACUCUGACGACGAGGACUAUCGCAAGGACCAGGAUAUCGUGCUCGCCCAGGACCUGGAGGAUUCGUGGGAGCAGAAGCUGAAGAGCUUCCAGCCGGCGCCCAGGGUCGUCGGUGACGUGGAUAAGGACCUGACCUCGACGGAGCGCUGCCUGGCCGACUCGCUGGUUCUGGUGGCCGAGCAGCAGGUCGGCGGUGAGAGGCUGUGGAUGCUCCCUCAGGCCGAGUGGCGGGAAGGAGAGACCCUGCGGCACACGGCCGAGAGAGCGCUCGCCUCCCUGCCAGCCGCUGCCCUCAAGGCGACCUUCCUGGGCAACGCCCCCUGCGGCGUCUACAAGUACAAGCUGCCCAAAGCCGCCCGCACCGACAGCUCGGUGGGGGUCAAGGUCUUCUUCUUCAAAGCCGUCCUGCCCGACGGCGCCGUCCUCUCGCCUCCGAACGCCGCCCUCAUGUGGCUGAGGAAAAAGGAACUGCAGCGCUUCCUGAAGCCGGCCUACAGCAUGAAGGUGGAGCGCUUCCUCCUCGGCCACUGAGACCGACGAGCAACGUGAGGCACACCGAUGCAAUCUGCGGAGAUCCAAUAUAAGAAAUCCGUGUACCUAAUGAAGUGUCUGCUGAGUCUGUCUGCGUUUAUGUGUUCUCUUCAGUGUCUUCUUGUUUCACUGUAUAAAUACAACAUUUUUCCACAUAUUGUAUGCAUGCAUGGAUUGUGUUCUGGAGAUAUAUUUAAGAUACACUUUUUAACAUUUAGCAUAACAAUAUAAUAUAGUGUUGCUGCACGUUAGCUGCAGUUUUUUUUUUUAAUCCA
Dunckerocampus dactyliophorus (ringed pipefish) is the source of this 1357-nucleotide messenger RNA. RefSeq names its product mitochondrial ribosomal protein L46 (gene mrpl46). Gene Ontology annotation, cellular component: mitochondrial large ribosomal subunit. The transcript is spliced from 4 exons. Gene Ontology annotation, molecular function: structural constituent of ribosome. NCBI's taxonomy places the organism in Eukaryota, Metazoa, Chordata, Actinopteri, Syngnathiformes, Syngnathidae. The record is from RefSeq and is a predicted model, not a curated record. Bases 225 to 1082 code for a protein of 285 amino acids.